AUGGGGCGCGAAGCUCACGCAGAUGCGUGGCUCUCUUUCGGCGUCGACUGCUUCGCAGUUGAGCUUGAUGCGGCCAUGCGCACCUCCGUCUGCUUCUUCAGAUCCCUCCACGCCCUCCGCAUGUUGCGCGUCCGCAGGCUGCAGGGCACACUGAGCGGCGGAUCCGCCUCGCGCCUCCCCGUCGAGUUGUGGGAUCUCCUGAUCUCCUCCUGCAGGAGCACGGCGAGGGAAUCGUUCCGGGACGAGAUGGACGACAUUACCGUUCGCACAAUGUGUGACGCUUGCAAGUCCAAGACUCAGCCGGACAUUCGCCUUCGAUGGGGCGACCACCCGAGCGUCCACAAAAACCCGGACUGCGGAGCCUACUACGAACUCGCUGAGCCAGUCGUAGAGCAGAUCUACAAUGACUGGAGGCCUGUCGAUUUCUUCCUCCACGAAUAUCACCUCGCAGUCAAGUGGCACCGCUGGCCACUGUCCGAAUACAACAUUGACUAUCCUGAGGAAGCAGAAGCUGGAGCCGAAGACCAGGGUUGGUUCUUCAACGUAGCCCAGACCGAGUUCGUGCAUCUGCGGUACCGAUCCUCGCUCGGUAAGGUCCUCCGCGGUGCCGGCACCGCCACAGGCUACGGCCCGAACAGCGAAACGACCAACUUGCCGUCAACAGAGCAAGUCGCCGCGAUCCUCUCGAAGCCCUGCUGGAAUGCGACGUUCAGGAGGUUCUUCGGGGACUGGGAUUUCUCCGACGUCCAGUCGCGCGCGCCGGCGUUCCCUGACGGAACCGGGAAGCCCGCUCUGCGUCUCGAGUGCCAGGUGAACAUGUACGAGUAG
Messenger RNA from Rhodotorula toruloides NP11, 828 nucleotides. RefSeq lists its product as uncharacterized. The coding region runs from base 1 to 828 and encodes 275 amino acids. The transcript is spliced from 2 exons. The record is from RefSeq and is a predicted model, not a curated record. Lineage: Eukaryota; Fungi; Basidiomycota; Microbotryomycetes; Sporidiobolales; Sporidiobolaceae.